CUCGGAGACGUCACUCGCCCGCGACGGUACCGGCUCGCAGGUUCGGGGAAGUGGUCCCUCUCCCGGCGUGGCUUUCUAGAACGGUUCCCUGUCUCCGCAGCCCCUGACCUGGGAGCGACAAGGAAAGCGGCGAGAUGACGGACCGCUACACCAUCCACAGCCAGCUGGAGCACCUGCAGUCCAAGUACAUCGGCACGGGCCACGCCGACACCACCAAGUGGGAAUGGCUGGUGAACCAGCACCGCGACUCCUACUGCUCCUACAUGGGCCACUUCGACCUCCUCAACUACUUCGCCAUCGCGGAGAAUGAGAGCAAAGCGCGAGUCCGCUUCAACCUGAUGGAGAAGAUGCUGCAGCCUUGCGGGCCGCCAGCCGACAAGCCCGAGGAGAACUGAGGCCCUGCCCUGUAAGCGGGGGAGCACCGUGUUCCUCCAGUGUGCCGUCCCUCCCGCUGCCCCUGACCCAAGAGGACCGAUUCUGCAUGCCCCCCGGCGUCUCCUGCUCUCCCUGGGCAGACCUGCCUUCGUGUGGACCCUCGGAACCCAGCGUUGGGGAGACGGGCAGGGCCCCUGCGAACUGGGACCUUGGCGACCCCAAAGCCAGGGAACGUUGGGGGGAGACAGCACUGGACUGUGACGGGAUAGGGAGGCUCGCCUUUAGCUAGUUGAUUGUCGCUGUUGAUUUUUUCCAUAAAGUUGAGAAAAAUGUUCAA
This is a messenger RNA of Pipistrellus kuhlii (Kuhl's pipistrelle), 712 nucleotides long. It is a transcript of the gene SF3B5, whose product is annotated as splicing factor 3b subunit 5. Gene Ontology annotation, biological process: mRNA splicing, via spliceosome. NCBI's taxonomy places the organism in Eukaryota, Metazoa, Chordata, Mammalia, Chiroptera, Vespertilionidae. The record is from RefSeq and is a predicted model, not a curated record. The transcript has a single exon. Gene Ontology annotation, cellular component: U2 snRNP; precatalytic spliceosome. Bases 135 to 395 code for a protein of 86 amino acids.